Trichosurus vulpecula (common brushtail) is the source of this 387-nucleotide messenger RNA. Its product is annotated as 60S ribosomal protein L28-like. Gene Ontology annotation, biological process: translation. Gene Ontology annotation, molecular function: structural constituent of ribosome. Gene Ontology annotation, cellular component: cytosolic large ribosomal subunit; ribosome. The transcript has 2 exons. The record is from RefSeq and is a predicted model, not a curated record. Lineage: Eukaryota; Metazoa; Chordata; Mammalia; Diprotodontia; Phalangeridae. The coding region runs from base 1 to 387 and encodes 128 amino acids.
AUGUCAGCCCACCUGCAGUGGAUGGUCCUUCACAAACGCUCCAGCUUUCUCAUCAAGCGCAACAAGCAGGCGUACAGCACCGAGCCCAACAACCUCAAGGCCCCAGACUCAUUCCGCCACAACGGGCUGAUCCACCGGAAGAUUGUAGGCAUCGAGCCGGCAGCCUACAGCAAGGGCAUAGUGGUGAUGCUGAAGCGGAGGGAAGGUCAGAGGAAGCCUGCCACUCCCUACCUGAGGACCACAAACAACAAAAAUGCCCGGGCCACAUUCAACAGCACCUGGCACAUCCUCCACAAGAAUAAAUACCGGAAAGAUCACUGCAUGGCCGCUUUGAUGGCCAGUGCCAUCCUUCGAAGCCAGAAGCCAGUGGUGGUGAAGAAGAAAUGA